Cooperia oncophora is the source of this 405-nucleotide messenger RNA. Lineage: Eukaryota; Metazoa; Nematoda; Chromadorea; Rhabditida; Trichostrongylidae. The record is from the annotation of a GenBank genome assembly.
AUGACGUAUGAUGGUAAAAGUACAACAACCAGGACUGAUAUUAGAAAUAUGAUCUCAUUUUGGGCUUUUGCUCUGUUACCCAGACCUUCCCUUGUCGAAAACCCUACCAGUAAAGGGAAUUCUGAAGCGGUUGUUCAUUCUAUACACCAACUAUUUACUUCCAGGAUAUUCGGUAUGUGCAAUAAUUUCACGUUCAGUGUGAUGUUAAGCGCAGCUCAGGAUAUACUUAAUCGGCACGAGCGAUCACCGUAUGAGCAUAAUGUAACCGAUUUCUGCAUACCCGAAAUCACAUCUCGUAUCUGCUCGCCAACGUCUGCCGGCGUCGUACUGCUAUGCAAUAUCGUUCCAGCCCUUCUGGUGAAACUGCUGUGUCCUUUCGUCAUGCAUCGGAUUCCAUAUGGGUAA